Molecule: messenger RNA, 4653 nt
Organism: Ctenopharyngodon idella (grass carp)
Lineage: Eukaryota; Metazoa; Chordata; Actinopteri; Cypriniformes; Xenocyprididae
Product: erythroblast NAD(P)(+)--arginine ADP-ribosyltransferase-like
Exons: 8
Coding region: 3007-4032 (341 amino acids)
Molecular function (GO): NAD+ poly-ADP-ribosyltransferase activity; NAD+-protein-arginine ADP-ribosyltransferase activity
Source: RefSeq, a predicted model, not a curated record
GUUUAAUCAUGCCAACAUCGUCAUGGAACAGAAGGCAAAUGGAAUAUAAACAGAGAUUAUUACAGGCUGAGUUGAUAAACAGAAACAUGAGCCAGCAGAGGUGAGUAAUGCAGUUCAAGGUAAACAGAUGAUGACUUAGCUGAGAAGUAACAACAGUGUCUCUUGUAGUGAUGUGACAUUUGACACCGAAGCUUCGAAGCUUGUAUCAAAAAAACGAAACAUCUCACAGUGAAGCACUGUACCGGAGCUUUAUUCGUGCCAUAACCACGUGAUCUAUGACGCCCGAAGCUUUGUUUUCGCACACAACCACGUGACUGCUUCGUAUUCUGAUUCAAAUAGAGUACCUCAGGGAUGACGUGUUUUUGUAGGCCAACCCGGAAGUUAGCGGCGCACGGGUUCCCUCGAUUGAAAGCCUAUGCUUUUUUCCUAUAGACUUUUGGAAAAUCGCAAAAAGUAAGCUCUGUGUUUAACAAAGGGUUAUGACACUUACACGUUUUGUCUAUCAAGAUAAUCUUUACAAGUUAACACAACAUUUAUACAUUUUGAAGCCUAAAUAAAGUUGUCAGAUAUAAAAAGCUAACAGUAGGCUAUAAACGGACUACAGCACACCAUGGUCGCGGAUCAACGUCUCCACCACCAAGCUUCCUCAAACUUUAUUUAAUAAUAAUAUUUUAAAAACAUGCUCGCUCAUUAUGAUCUGCGCUGUGUAUGAAUACUUAUCCACUUUUUCAUGAGAAAUGCUGUCCAAAUGUCCUGUUUGUCAUGAUGACGGCUAAAGUACCUGCCAAAGGAAGUAGUCCCUUUUAGCAAUUUGUUAGCAACCGCCGUUUUUAAGACACAAUAAAGGUUAAAAAAAAAAAUCACAAGCGGGUUAUAACUGGUGUGUUUUAUGUCAUAGAUCAAAACGUGAAAAUAUGUAGAGGCUUUGUUAACCACAGACCUUAUUUCAGGCGAUUUAGUAAAAACCCAUUCAAAAAACCCAUUGACUUCAGGGCGAUGGAACCGGAAGUCCUAAAAUGCUAACUCGCGUCCAGGUUUUGCCUACAAAAACACGUUAUCCCUGAGGUACUCUAUAACAUGAACCCUUGCGCAGGUGUCAUUCGCUUUUUUUGAUAAGAAUAAAUCAACACGAAUAAAUAUUUACAUGUGUAGUUUUAUGCAUGUUCAGUUUGUAUUUAUUCCGAGUUCAUAAGUAGGCUACUUCAACUGAGCAUUCUAUGUUUAUUUUGAUAAUAGCCUAUGCCCAAGCUUGCCUAUUUUUCCCCAAAAAAUUUAUUCCAAGCCUCAUUUAUUCACAUUGUGCAAGUAAAAUGACACGUGAAAAGACUAUUUUUUUAUAUAGACUAAUUAUUUUCAUUGUCUUAUACGCAUUUCAUAGCACAAACUGAUAUAUUACAUGACAGUCAAAAAAUGGCUGGGUCGUCUGGGACACAAAGGCAGUUUUUUCCACCUUUUGACCACAAGAUGUCGUUAUAGUGUGCACCGUUUUAAAAAGCUUCUAGUAAUGAACCUUUUUACGAUACAGUUGAGAGCAAGCCUCGGUGCUUCACAAAGCUUCAUUUCGCCAUCACUAGUCUCUUGUUCAGGUGCUGCGGUGAUGGAGUAGGCGAUGCAGAGGAUCCAGGGACACGACGACGAGGGGAACAGAAGACACAGCGGGUAGGUACUCAGAUUCUGAAGUGUUCAUCGAUGGAUACUUUUCUAUCCCGGCCUUCCCAGGAUACGUCAUAAUCGAACAUGGAGGACAACAGCGAUGUGGGUGUUUUCAAAUGGACAGAUGAGCACACGUGUGUGCUUAUCUGGUGGAGAGAGGCUGAUGAAGGAAUGAUGCCACCAAAGGCUUUGAAGCUUUUGGUGGAGCAGGGCCUGCAAGGCAAGAGGCUUAUUACAGGGAUAAUCCAUCUGGAGCAACCUGGAGUAAAGUGCCUUGCUCAAGGACACACUUGGAGGUGGCUGCAGAGAUCGAACCAGCAACCUUCUGCUUACCAGUUCAGUGGAUUAGCCCACUACACCACAAAAAGUAGACAUGCUCAUGGAGAGCAGGCACACGAAUGUUUGGAGCAGACACAGCGACAGCCAGAUUGUCCUGCGCAUGUUCUCCCACUCUUGCUUCAAGGUUGUGGGGAUCAGGGGGGCGGUCAUCAUGGCCUUCCUCAUCCUCUGGUUCAGUGAUGUCCCCAUUGAGAAGAGUGAGAAAAUAGAGCACCAGCUUGUUUUCAUGCUUCAUGCACGGGAGUGCCUGCUGUUGAAAGGAGCCUGCACAGGGUUCUGUACAGGCUCUCUGUAUGAGGUGAUGAGGCAAAUGGGUGCAAUGAUAGCCUCGAUGUCCCUUUCCCAUCCAUGAGGGUGGGCCCCAGUGGUCAACUGCUGUAAAUGCAUGACUGUUUGAACAAUAAGUUUGAAUAAAGCUUUGUUUCAUGUGUUGUUGAAUUGUAUAUGUAUUUAUUUAUUGUGAUCGUUACUUUUAUUCAUUGUUUUACUCUUUUAAUCAGGUUUCCUAAUUUUCCAAGUAAAUAAAUUACAAGUAUUUCAGUAAUUUCUUUAAAUUCAGAAUGUCUUCCAAAUGCAACUUUCAUAGAGUCAGAACAGCUCGAAGUACAACUACAAGUGCAGGCCUUAAAGUUGUUUUUUUUUUUUUUUUUUUUUUAGCCUUUGUGCAGUGUGAAACAACACAUAGACCUUCACAAGUGUUGCAUUAUGAUGAGCUCGUCAAUUUAGUUGAGCUGAAUGCAACAAGAUCACACUUUAGCUGUUAUAUUUCAGAAAACACACACACAUUAUUAGUGAUGUAAAAAGAAACCUUAACCUCCUCAUAUGUUUGUUUGAAGAGUCGUUGAUGCCUGGCUGAGGGCGAAUGACUUUUCUGAUCUUCUCUUUUCUCGUUGUUGCUCCUGAACUCCUGAAAAAAAUAACAAAGAGAAAACAGAUUCUAACAAAAACAGACAAUCAGCAUCUGUUCUUCACUUUUGAUCUACUAGAUCAUCUAAGGGAUUCGACUGAUUCAAGAUGCUGCUGAUCAUUGAAGCUCUUCUUCUCAUUUUAGCUGCUCUAGGACAGGAUCACGGAGCUGCUGCAGGACAGAUAUUUCCACUGGAUAUGGCACUGAAUUCUGUUGAUGAUCAGUAUGUCGGUUGUAGAAAGAAAAUGGAAAAACUGGUGGAGACAAAAUAUCUGAAGAAGGAACUUAAUAACUCAAAUGAUUUUAGAAAUGCUUGGGAAAUAAGUGAAAAGAAUGUUACCCGUAAUUGGAAUAUUUUCAGCACAUUAAACAAAAAACAUAAAAUUGCCAUCUUUAUGUACACUCACCCAACUUUUAAAAUUUAUCCUAGAUUCAACAAUGACACUCGUAAUGGCAAACAAAUCUACACAGGCAUGACAUACAAAUGGUAUUCACUUCACUUUUUGUUAACAGAUGCGAUACAGAUUCUAAAGAAAAAACAAAAUAGAUGCUUUGAUACUUUUCGUGGUACAAAUGUUAAAUUUGAUGGGCAUGUUUUUACAGGCAUUCGUUUUGGCUCAUUUACAUCCUCCUCUUUUUUUCGUGGCAGAGCAAAAGGUUUUGGAAAUGUAUCUUGUUUUGAAAUCCACACAUGUGAAGGUGCUAAUGUGACAAAAUACUCUACGCUUCCUUAUGAGCAAGAGGUGCUGAUUCCUCCAUAUGAGAUGUUUAAUGUCACUGCUGUCAAGAAAAUAGAAAAUCAGAAAGAUCUCUGGUGUCAGACUGUGUUUGUGUUGAAUAGCACUAGAACAAGAAGUGACCUGAACUGUGCUUUGUUCAAGAAACAAACCGAGACCAUAACAAAGUACUAUAGUACUUUGUUGUACCACACAGCAAAAGUAUUCCGCGGCGGAUCGGCCGUGGAGGUAUCGCGGCUUCCGGAACGUAUCCGCGAACGGACCCGUAUCGGCUUCCACUUGCGCGCAGUGACGGAUCUGCAACGAAGGCGGAUCGCGGACCCGCCGUGGCUCCGCCCUGCAUCCGCGAUUAAAACCUUACCUCCGCGGCGGGUCCGUUUGGAACCCGCAAAUUGAUACAAUCGUUACAGUAAAGGCGCGUGCGCGUCCGCGGAUCCGACAUGGGUCCGCUCAGGAUCCGCUGAUUGACAGUAGAAUUUACGGCGCCGCCCGGAGGCGGAGCUGAUCCUCUGAGCGGUGCCAAAACGAAUGUGACAGUCACGCGGGUUUGGCGACUUGAAUGCGGAUCCGCCUAGGAGUCUCCUGCUGUGUGGAUAUGGUGUUCACUGAAGAAAGUGCUUUGAAUUUACAUGAUAUAGUCAUGUACAGUUCAGGACAAUAUAUAAUGUAUAUUGAUACAUGUGACACUGUGUUUACUUUGAAAGGCUAAUUCAAAGAAUAAGUAACCUGAACUGUGCUGUAGCAAGUGGAAAACAAGUCACUUUUUCUAAUGAUGUACUAACAUUAACAUUAUUUUGUUGUGUUUACCAACUUACUAUUAAUCUGUAGAUACUGCAUGUUUCUUGUUAUUGAACAUUGAUUGUAUUGUUUUACUGAAUCACAGCAUUUGUCUGAUUUGUCUCCGAAGCACUGGUUCAAAUCAAAAGAUUUGUAAAGGCUUAUAACAUAUAAGACCCAUGUAUGUAUUACAUAUGUUUAUUUUUUCAUUCAUAAAUAGAUAAAUAUCAAAAAUGUUAA